AGAAGGCAGCGUCGGCAAAUCAAUGGCUGCUAAAUGCAUCCCUCCUGCCUUUUUCUCUGGAUAUUUUCAUCUGGCCAUUGACGUUGUCAGUGUGACACAUCUGUCUGGUCUGGUCUCUGUGUAACCUUUUCAUCUGCUCUGGGCUACCAGGGACCUCGAGGGGAUCCUUCACCGGCAGGACGCAUAGGAACUACAGCAACUAGAUCCAUGUGAAUGACCACUGCAUGGUGAACUUCUGAUGAAUACUUCUUAGAGUGUCUUCUUCAUGGUUGAUUGACAGGUCACAGUGAUCUGAAUAGUGCCUCUUCAUUGUGUCAUGUUGGAAUGUUUUAGAGCUUCUAAUCUUCCAGAAGGCAACAGGAGCAGGUGGUGGUGCUUUAAGAUUGUCAAGAGGAGACUUUGACCUGUGGUUUUGAGAGGAUGAGAAGAUAAGGAGAGAAAGGGUUGGAGGAUGACAGGAUCCAGACACCGGGUAUUCAUGGACACUGAGGAGAAGAGCAUUCUGGGUCAUAGAUUCAACACAGUCAGAAAGGAUGUCAAGGUCAUCCACUUCCUUUAGCCGACAUGAGGAAACUUAACCCUAACCCUACAGACUCAUUGGGAUGUUCCUCAACACUUUCCUGAGGCUUGCUGAUCCUGAGGUGUGUUGUCAUUGUUUGUUGUGUGCUGACUGAGACAUUGGAGAGGAGCCAUAGCUACCGGACGUGUACGGAUGUCCUCCUCAGGCGACACAGUGGACCCGGGCAGGAUGGGACUACGACCCAGGGCCAGAUCAGGUGGAGAAACAAACAGGCUGGGACACAGAGGGACCCCCACAAGGCUGAGGCUCAGACCCAGAGGGACCCCCACAGGGCUGAGGCUGGGCCUGUGGAUCCUGUGUUUCAGCUGGUUCUGCUUCACUGCUCACGCUCAGAUGAAGAUACCGCCUGAGACGGUCCAGUUUUGGGCUAAUAUCCUUUCAGUGCAACUACGCGAGACUACCACAAGAUACUCGGGAGCUAACAUUCUACAAAAGAAACUCAAAGAUGUGGAGUCCAUUAUUAAGAUAGUGGACAUCGAUGGGAGAGACCAAGUGAGGGACUUUGCAGAGGACAUGGAGAGAAUGCUGGGGUCCAAGAUGAAGUCAGUUAAGAGGUUGGCUGAGUCUGCGGAGGAUGCAGAUUUGUACCACGACUUCAACAAAACUCUACAGUUUGACUACUAUAACUCCAUGCUGGUGAACACAGCGGAUGAAGAUGGUAACUUCGUAGAGCUGGGUGGGGAGUUUCCUCUGGAGGAGAAUGAGCAUUUCAACAACCUGCCAGUCAACACAAUGCAGAGUGACGUACAGGUUCCAACCAACGUCUACAACAAAGAUGCCUACAUCCUCAAUGGAAUCUACUGGUCGGAGGCUCUGAAUGACGUGUUCAUGAACAACUUCCAGAAAGACCCCACCCUCACCUGGCAGUAUUUUGGCAGCUCCUCAGGAUUCUUCAGAAUCUACCCUGGUAUCAAAUGGACUCCAGAUUCGAAUGGUGUGGCUGCGUUUGACUGCAGGAACCGUAACUGGUAUAUCCAGGCUGCCACCUCACCAAAGGACAUUAUUAUCGUGGUGGACAUCAGCGGCAGUAUGAAGGGUCUGAAGAUGACCAUCGCCAAGCACACCAUCAACACCAUCCUGGACACACUGGGGGAGAACGACUUUGUCAAUGUCAUCGCUUACACUGACUACGUGCGCUACGUAGAGCCAUGCUUCAAAGGCACCCUGGUGCAGGCUGACUUGGACAACCGCGAGCAUUUUAAGGUGCUAGUGGCUGAGCUUCAUGUGAAAGGAGAGGGAAAAGUUGCAAAGGCCAUGAAAGAAUCCUUCAAAAUCCUGAACGAGGCUGCGACCAAGGGCCAGGGCAGCCUGUGUAACCAGGCCAUCAUGCUGAUCACAGAUGGAGCCAUGGAGGACUUCAAAGACGUGUUUGAAGAGUUCAACUGGCCUGAUCGCAGGGUGCGCCUCUUCACUUACCUUAUAGGCAGAGAGAUGACCUUCGCGGACAACACCAAGUGGAUCGCCUGCAACAACAAGGGUUAUUACACACACAUCUCCACUCUGGCUGACGUGCAGGAGAAUGUCAUGGAGUACCUUCAUGUCCUGAGCCGACCAAUGGUCAUCAAUCACAAUCAUGACAUCAUCUGGACCGAGGCUUACAUGGACACUGUGCUACCCAAUACGAAGGAGCUCUUCGCCACAAAGGCUCAAAGUUUACUUCUCAUGACCAGCGUGGCAAUGCCUGUCUUCAGCAAAAAGAAAGAGACGCUGAGCCAUGGGAUCCUGCUGGGGGUGGUCGGUUCUGACAUCCCCCUGCUGGAGGUAAUGAAGCUGGCUCCCAGAUAUAGGCUGGGUCCCCAUGGUUACGCCUUCCUCAUCACCAACAAUGGGUACAUCCUGGCACACCCUGACCUACGUCCUCUGUAUAAAGACGGUAAGACGCUGAAGCCCAAGCCCAACUACAACAGUGUGGACCUGGCUGAGGUGGAGUGGGAGGACAUAGAUGAGACACUAAGGACAGCCAUGGUGAAAGGGGAGAUGGGCACUCUGUCUUUAAACGUGAGAGCAUCAGUGGACAAAGCAAAAAGGCCUUUGUUCUUAACAAAUGACUAUUUCUACAUAACCAUCAACGACACCCCAUUCAGUUUUGGUAUGGUGCUGACAAGGGGUCACGGACAGCUGAUGUUCAUGGGGACAGUCUCUGUGGAAGAGGGCCUGCAUGACCUGACGUCCCCUGAUCUAUCCCUAUCCAAUGAGUGGACGUACUGUGAGACAGACAUUGACCCACACCACCGCAAAUACUCUCAGCUUCAGGCUGUCAUUCGCUACCUGCAGGGGAAGGAGCCUGAUCUGGAGUGUGAUGAGGUGUUGCUGCAGCAGACCCUGUUUGAUGCCGUAGUGACAGCCCCCUUAGAAUCCUACUGGCAGGCCAUCAUGCUCAAUGCAUCUGGGAUGGAGGCGGGUGUGGAGACAGCGUUCCUGGGAACUCGCUCUGGCCUCAUCCGGCUCACCAGAUACACUGGCAUGGAGACCAGGGUUGCCAAGACGUUCCUGACUCCAGCUGAUAAGGACAACCUGUUUACCGUGGACCAUUUCCCCCUGUGGUACCGCCUGGCCAUGGAGAACCCCCCUGGACGCUUCCUCUACUACAUCCCUGUGGAGGACAAAGACAACAGAGACAAGACAGGGGCGUCAAAGUAUGUCAUAGCCAUCACAGCUGUGACUGUGUCAUCAGGAGGCAAGACAGCCAUGGCUGGAGCCAUUGGGGUGCAGAUGUCCUUGGAGAUGCUGGAGAAGAGGCUAUGGACCAUUGCCUUUCAGCCCGCUGACACAGAUUGUACUGAAGUGGAAGGUGUCUGCCCUCUCAGCUGUCAGAGCACUGAUGUGAACUGUUUCCUUGUGGACAGCAACGGCUUCAUCAUAGUCUCUAAAGAGAGGUCAGAGGUCGGACGUUUCUUUGGGGAAGUGGACGGGUCUGUGAUGGCAGCGUUGAUCAAGUCGGGCAUGUACAAGAAGGUGUCGCUGUAUGACUACCAGGGAAUGUGCAGAUCAGGACACAGUCAUUCUAGUAGUGCUCGCCCUCUGCUCAGUCCUUUCUACGGCCUUGCUGCAGUGAUUAAAUGGUUCUUCUCUCACAUGUUGAUGUUCUUACUGGAGUUCAACUUCUGUGGGCUGUGGCACUCGGAUUACGUUGUAGACGCCAAGGCUGGCUACCAUACAUCCCAUAAAGCCAAGAGGAUGGACGCAUUGCAGCCGUGUGACACAGAGUACCUUGGCUUCAUGUUAGACAACUCUAUCAAAGAGACCAACAGCCUCCUCAAAUGUGGACGCUGUCAGAAGAUGUUUGUGGUGCAGGCGGUCCCUGACAGUAACCUGGUGUUGAUGGUGGUCCAGGCGGACUGUGACUGCUCCCGCCAGUACUCCUCCAUCACCCUGGAGCCCAAGGAGGUCAAAUACAACGCAUCAGUCAAGUGUAACAGGAUGAAAUCUCAGAAAGUCAGGCGGCGCCCAAAGUCCUGCCAUGCCUACCAUCCUAAGGAAAAUGCCAAGGACUGUGGAGGAGCUUCAGAGAUCAGCCUAUCCAAGGCCCUCUUCUUGGCUUCUCUGGCCACCUCAUUGGCCCUGCGCAGAUGGACUUAACCAGGCUCCACCUCUCUCAUUGGCCCUACGCAGAUGGAUUUAACAAGGUUCUCGAUGGACAUGAGAAUGCAGACUAAACAAUCUUCACAUUCUGUUUUUGUAUAUUUUCUAAAAGACCUAUAACUACGUAAAGAACCUACCAACACAGUAGUUCAAGUCAACUCUGGAGCAACAAUACAAGGGCUAUUGUCUAGUAAGACUCCUUUUUCCACACUGAUAGAGAAAGAAACUAACCAGUCCUAACCAAUGACUCAAUUUCUUUUGUACGAGCCAUGGGAUAUGAGUUUUUGGACAUGUGAAUCGAAGGGAGAGACUGUUAUUUUCAUGGAGACACUGAUUUGGUAGAAACAUUUCUGCCCUCUACUGGACAAUCCAUCUUAGUGCAGACUGAAGGACAACCACCCUGACAACCUCACUCAGAUGGAGAACUGUUGCCAUAAUAUGCCCAUCAACAAGAAAAUAGGAAAAUGUUCUCUCAUUUUCUCAUAUUUAUCUCAUGUUAUACACAGUAACAUUACGAUGUACUGUAUUGAUACUGUUAUUUUUUUUGUGUAUGUUGGAAUGAACUACUGUACCAAACUUUGUGCUACAAAAGAGGAAGGAAUAUUCAUCUCUUUGUGGUUUUACUUCAUGAACAUUUGUAAGCAAUAAUGUAUGUCAUGACACUGGUGUUUUGAAUGGAACAUGCUGGUGACCAUUCCCUCAGAACUUAGAGGUGAGGUCUAGUAUAGUUUAUGAUUGCUGGUAUGCAUGAAGCUUUACAAAAUAAUUGGCAGGGGGAGGAGACUGUUAAACAACAAUCACCUAUUGUCAAAUGUGAAUCAGAAAAUGAUAUUUUGUUAUUGUUAUUUCCAACUCCACCAGACACAGGGAUCAAUUCAAUCCGUAUCGCCGUAG
This is a messenger RNA of Coregonus clupeaformis (lake whitefish), 5056 nucleotides long. RefSeq names its product voltage-dependent calcium channel subunit alpha-2/delta-4. The record is from RefSeq and is a predicted model, not a curated record. The coding region runs from base 713 to 4159 and encodes 1148 amino acids. Lineage: Eukaryota; Metazoa; Chordata; Actinopteri; Salmoniformes; Salmonidae. Gene Ontology annotation, molecular function: voltage-gated calcium channel activity. The transcript has 37 exons. Gene Ontology annotation, cellular component: voltage-gated calcium channel complex.